AUGUCAGAGCCAAAGACCAAGGACUUGGGAGUUGCUUACCCGACUCCCGGCGAGGUCUACUCAGCUGCUAUAGUCCUACCCUUCCUAGGCAUCAUCUCCUUGGCGAUUCGAUGGUGUCAGCGAUGUCGGCAACGAAAUGGGGUCGGUAUUGAUGACUGGCUCAUGGUGCCUUCAUUACUGUUCACCAUUGGUAUGGGCAUUACUCUAUGCAUUGGCGUCCAUGGAAAGGCCAUCGGCUACCCAACCCCAAACGAGCCAAACUUGACCCCCGAAGAGCAGAUGAACAGUAUCAACCCAACUAUCAGAUUAAUGGGACUGGUCCAGUUUAUAGUAAUCCUCCUCCUCGUCCUAGCAGCCGGCAGUCUCAAACUCAGUAUCAUCUGUCUGUACCGCCGCCUCUUCGUCGUCGUCCUAUAUCGCUCAGUCUUUGACUGGAUCACCAUCGCCGCAUUGGUCAUCGUCGCUGCUUGGAUGAUCAGUUUCGUGAUCGUGGCUAUAUUAUCGUGCGGCGUCCAUGUUGCGGUGCAAUGGGGUACACUUGCCGAUAAAAACAGGUAUUGUGGGAUGGAUCUCGGUAUUGAUACUGCACUCGUGAUCAGUGAUGCGGCUACGAAUCUGCUGAUUUGGGUGAUGCCGAUGCCGAUGGUGUGGAGGAUGCGGUUGAGUUGGGGUAGGAAGCUCGCUGUUGUGGGAAUUUUGAUGAUUGGGUCGAUUUCUGUCGUUGCCUCUAUUAUCAAAAUUGUCGUAUCCUUUGAAAUUUCUAGCGGUGGGUUAGCUGCGAAUGUUGACGAGGACUUAACCGUCUCAACGAUCCUCUACUGGUGCAUGAUCGAAACAGGACUGGCAAACAUUGCGUCCAAUUUACCGCUUUUCCGCGGAUUACUCAAAGAUACCUCAUGGAGCGGUCUCAUCAGUAUUGUGCGGAGUCCAAUCAGUCUAUCGUCUCCGCAAGGCUCUUCUGACAAGGAUUCGCGGGUUGAGGAACAUGAACUUGAGAGCCCUCAGAGUGACAGAGCAACAAAGAUGACUUCGGCACUGAGCUCGUCCUUGAAACGGGCAUCCAUAAAAUGCGCCCCUAGGGCAUUAUGGUCGCAACACAAAUCGAUGUUUCUUCCGUACCAAGUUGUCUCCAGCUAUGGAACGGCAACGACGACUCCCCCUCCUACAACAGAUCAUAUACAAACAAAGCUGCCGCCUGCAAUCGGGACACAGAAUGCACAACGAUUUCGCGAGUUCAAUCUCGAGGGUCGCGUGAUUGCCGUCACGGGCGGUGCGCGUGGUCUCGGAUUAUCCAUGGCUGAAGCGUUGAUGGAAGCUGGCGCGAAUGGUUUUUCUUCAUUUUCCUUUGCUGUUUGGUAUGCAAUUGAUGACGAGUUCAACGCCGCCAAAGAACGCUCCCACUCGUCAUAUGGCGGGAGCAUAAACUACGCCCGCAUCGAUGUCCGCGACAAUGAACACGUAGAUAGCAUUCUGGCCGAAAUCGCCGCAGAAAACAAACGUCUAGACGGCAUUAUCUGCAAUGCCGGAAUCAAUCACAUCCACGCCGCGAUUGGCCACUCCCAAAAGGCCCUAGAGGAAGUCAUGGCCAUUAAUUAUAAUGGUGUCUUCAAUUCGGCGACUGCGGCCGCGAAGCAAAUGUUUCAAUACAAAUGUAACGGGUCGAUAUUGCUGGUUGCGAGUAUGAGUGGGUUGAUUGCAAAUAAAGGAAUGAACUCGCCCGUGUACAACUCUUCCAAGGCAGCUGUCAUCCAAUUGGGCAAAUGUCUGGCGAUGGAAUGGGGUCGUCAUGGUAUUCGGGUCAAUAGUCUCUGCCCGGGACAUAUCAUAACACCCAUGGCUGAGAUGGUCUUCAAGGAGAAUCCAUCAGCGCGCGCGAUUUGGGAAGCAGAGAAUAUGCUGGGAAGACUAGCGAUGCCGGAAGAGUUUAGAGGCGCAGCCUUGUUUGCGCUUAGUGAUGCCAGUUCGUUCAUGACAGGCAGCAAUCUGAUCGUCGAUGGCGGACAUACUGCUUGGUGA
Talaromyces amestolkiae is the source of this 2016-nucleotide messenger RNA. RefSeq lists its product as uncharacterized. The record is from RefSeq and is a predicted model, not a curated record. Gene Ontology annotation, cellular component: intracellular anatomical structure. NCBI's taxonomy places the organism in Eukaryota, Fungi, Ascomycota, Eurotiomycetes, Eurotiales, Trichocomaceae. The transcript has 8 exons. Bases 1 to 2016 code for a protein of 671 amino acids. Gene Ontology annotation, molecular function: oxidoreductase activity, acting on NAD(P)H, oxygen as acceptor.